This is a messenger RNA of Cololabis saira (Pacific saury), 3750 nucleotides long. Its product is annotated as myosin-16. Gene Ontology annotation, cellular component: myosin complex. NCBI's taxonomy places the organism in Eukaryota, Metazoa, Chordata, Actinopteri, Beloniformes, Belonidae. The transcript has 22 exons. The record is from RefSeq and is a predicted model, not a curated record. The coding region runs from base 279 to 3617 and encodes 1112 amino acids.
GAGUAAACGCGGUGGAUCGAGGCUGGAGGGGUGAGGGUGUUCAAGCUUGUUCUUGUUCCCUUUUCUUUUUCUUUUUUUUUUCCCUCUGAGCUUGUCACCUCCUUCCCUCCCUCCUCCCCUCCCUCCUGCUCCUCUCAGGGUCAGGUAGCAGGCACAACACACUCUCUGCACACCCUCCCACAGCUCCAGGCAGCCUGGAGAGAGAGCACUCCCAUCCUGCACUUCCUCCCCAGAGCCCGCCAGGGUGAAGACAGCAUGGGAGGCUGCGAGCUGUGAGGAUGGAAAAGAGGGUUUGUGUGAUCCAGACUGACUUCCACCAGUACAGACCCACCGUCGCUCUGCACAGUAGAUCCCUGGCACAUGAGCAGGAAAGCUCCCAGGCGUCCGUCCAGCGCUGCGUCCACCUGGAGGAGGCCCGCUGUGAGCUGGAGCGACAGCUGUCGGGCCUCUCCGGCCGCUUGGAGGAGGAGGAGGCCUGCUCGGCCCAGCUGGUCGUCCACAGGGACAGGCUGGAGGUAGAGUGCAGCAGCCUGAGGAGACACCUGGACGACCUGGAGAACGUCCUGACUGCAGCUGAGCAGGACAAGCAGUUCUCAGACAGCGAGGUGAGGAGACUCUCGGAGCAGCUUCUCCAAAGAGACGAGGUGCUGCAGAAGCUUCAGAGGGAGAAGCAGCACUUGGUGGAGCUCAGCCAGCAGGCCAUCGAGGACCUCCAAGCAGAGGAGGAGAAAGUGAACCUGCUGGCCAAAGAGAAAACCAAGCUGCAGCUGCAAGCUGAAGAUUUGGAGUACGAGUUGGAGCGUCUGGAGAAGAGCAGCAGGAAGCUGGACGGUGGUGGCAGAUCGGUUCACGGAGGUUCUGGAGAGAUGGAGAAGAUGAGGAGUGGUCUGGAAGACCUCAUCAAAAGGAAGGACUUGGAGAUCAGCAACACCAGCACCAAGCUGGAAGCAGAGGAGGCCCUCAACAUUGGACUGCAGAAGAGGACCAAGGAGCUACAGGCCCGCAUCGAGGAGCUGGAGGAGGAGCUGGACGCGGAGCGGGGCAUGAGGGCCAAGGUGGAGAAGCAGAGAGCAGAUCUCACCAGGGAGCUGGACGAGCUCACGGACCGGCUGGAGGAGGCAGGAGGAGUCACGGCGUCGCAGAUGGAGGUGAACAAGCGGCGGGAGGCCGAGCUCCAGCGCCUGAGACGAGACCUGGACGAGGCCUCGCUUCAGUCCGAGGCUCUGGCGGCGACUCUGAGGAAGCGGCACGGCGAGGUCACGGCCGAGCUGAGCGAGCAGUGCGAGGCCCUGCAGCGGACCAGAGCCAAGCUGGAGAAGGACAAGCAGAACCUGCUGCUGGAGGUGGACGACCUGGCCGCCACGCUGGACAGCCUGCAGAAGGCCAAGAUGUCGUCAGACGUGCAGAUGAAGAAGCUGGAGGAGCAGCUGUCCGAGGCCAACAGGAGAGGAGACGAGCUGCAGAGGACGCUGACGGAGCUCAGCGUGGCCAAGAACAGACUCUCAGCCGACAACGCGGAGGUGAGCCGGCAGGCGGAGGAGGCGGAGAGCAGGGCCAGCCAGCUGAGCCGCUCCAGGAGCCUCCUGCAGGCGCAGCUGGACGAGCUGAAGAAGCAGCUGGACGAGGAGGUCAAGUCGAAGCAGGCGCUGGGCGGCGGCCUGAGCGCGGCGCGGCAGGAGAGCGAGGCGCUGAGGGAGCAGCUGGAGGAGGAGCAGGAGAGCAAGCAGGAGAUGCAGCGCCUCGUCUCCAAGCUCAACAGCGAGGUGACGCUCUGGAGGACGAAGCACGAGGCCGACGGCGUCCAGUACGCCGAGGAGCUGGAUGAGACCAAGAAGAAGCUGGCGGCGCGGCUCCAGGAGGCCGAGGAGGCGGCGGAGGCGACUCAGGCCAAGUGCUCCUCCCUGGAGAAGACCAAGCAGCGGCUGCAGGGCGAGGUGGAGGAGCUCUGCGUGGACCUGGAGAAGGCCAGCAGCUGCGGUCAGGCGCUGGACAAGAAGCAGCGGGUCCUGGAGAAGCAGCUGGGCGACUGGAAGCAGAGCUGCGAGGAGCUGGUGGCCGAGCUGGAGGGCUGCCAGAAGGAGAGCCGGCAGCACGCCGCCGAGCUCUUCAAGCUCAAGACGGCCCACGAGGAGUCGCUGGAGCAGAUGGAGGCGCUGCGCCGGGAGAACAAGGCCUACCAAGAGGAGAUAGCCGACCUGGCCGACCAGCUCUCCGACGGGGGCAAGAGCGUCCACGAGCUGCAGAAGGCAAAGAAGAAGAUCGAGAUGGAGAAGGAGGAGCUGCAGGCCUCGCUGGAGGAGUCCGAGGCGGCGCUGGAGGCGGAGGAGACCAAGGUGCUGAGGCUGCAGCUGGAGUUGUCUCAGGUCAGAGGAGAGCUGGAGCGCCGACUCCAGGAGAAGGAUGAAGAGAUGGAAGCUGUGAGGAAGAGCCACCAGCGGGCGGCGGAGUCCCUGCAGGCCAGCCUGGACGUGGAGCUGAAGGGGCGGGCGGAGGGGCUGAAGCUGAAGAAGAAGCUGGAGGCCGACGCCAACGAGCUGGAGCUGCAGGUGGACCUGCUCACCAAGAGCAACGCGGAGCUCGGCAAGAGCAGCAAGAGGAUGCAGCAGCAGAUAAAGGAGCUGCAGGCUCAGCUGGAGGAGGAGGUGCGAGGCCACGAGGAGCGGAGGGAGGAGCAGGCGGCCCUGGAGCGCCGCUGCGGCCAGCUGCUCGGGGAGGGCGAGCACCACCGGGUGGCGCUGGAGAGCAGCGAGAGGAGCCGCAAGGCCCUGGAGGCGGAGCUGCAGGAGGCCGCUGAGAAGUGCGGCGACCUCAGCAACCAGUUCCAGGCGGCUCUGAGCGGCAGGAGGAAGCUGGAGGUGGACCUGCAGACGCUGCAGCAGGAGCACGAGGAGCUGCAGGCGGAGCUCAGGGGAAGCUCGGACAAGGCCAAGAAGGCCGGCUGCGAGCUGUCGCGAGUCGGGGAGGAGCUGCGGCUGGAGCAGGAGCACUCGCUCCACCUGGAGAAGCUGAAGAAGGGCCUGGAGGGCCAGAUCAAGGAGAUGAGCGGAAGGCUGGAGGAGGCCGAGCAGAUGGCCCUGAAGGGAGGGAAGAAGGUCAUCCAGAAGCUGGAGGGGAAGGUGAAGGAUCUGGAGCUGGAGUUGGACUCGGAGCAGAAGCGUCACGUGGAGACGGUGAAGACGCUGCGGAAGAACGAGCGUCGUCUGAAGGAGCUGCUGUUCCAGGCCGAGGAGGACCAGAAGAACCAGCAGCGCAUGCAGGAGCUGGUGGAGAGGCUGCAGAGCAAGAUGAAGGCCUACAAGAGACAAGUGGAGGAGGCCGAGGAGCAGGCCAACAUGAACCUGGCCAAGUACCGCAAGACGGUCCACGAGCUGGACGACGCCGAGGAGCGGGCCGACAUCGCCGAGACGGCGCUCACCAAGAUCCGGACCAAGAACCGGGGCAGCUUCGGCAAAGGAUACUCCUCCGGCUACAGCACCCCGUGCCCGGGUCUGGUCCGGUCCCCCAGCUCCGUGGGCUCCGAGGGCCGAGGGGAGAAGAUCCUCAACGACGACGACGAGUCCGUCAGCUCCCUCAUCCCGGCCUACCUGGACUCCCUGAAGAAGCUGAUGAUCGACUAAACGCCGCCGUCUCCGGGGGAACCGAGCCUCAGAAACAUCCGAGCGUCUCCGCGGUAGAAUCACGACGUUCAGGUCAGAUGUCGGUGCAGAAUCUAUCUCUUAGCGCGGAAACGACGGCUCUGGUGGGAGUCUG